This is a messenger RNA of Cydia pomonella (codling moth), 2346 nucleotides long. RefSeq lists its product as uncharacterized. Gene Ontology annotation, biological process: DNA integration. The record is from RefSeq and is a predicted model, not a curated record. Gene Ontology annotation, molecular function: nucleic acid binding. The coding region runs from base 1 to 2346 and encodes 781 amino acids. The transcript has a single exon. Lineage: Eukaryota; Metazoa; Arthropoda; Insecta; Lepidoptera; Tortricidae.
AUGUACAACCGCUUAGUGUACGGCCUGUCAUCUAGCCCUGGAAUCUUCCAAAGACAUCUAGAGCAAUUAUUUUCUGACCUGCCGCACGUGGGCGUAUUUUUGGACGAUAUCAUUAUUACGGGCAGCAGUACGCAAGCCCACGUGGACAACUUAUACAAAGUAUUCGAGCGAUUGCAAGCAUAUGGUUUGCGGAUCAGAAAAGAUAAGUGCGCUUUCUUUGAAGAGUCAAUUAAUUAUUUGGGCCACGUUAUUAGCAGGGAGGGUGUCCACACGUGCCCGGAUAAGGUUAGGGCCAUCGUGAAUACCCCGGCCCCUAGCACCGUGUCAGAGGUUCGAGCGUUCGUGGGUAUGAUAAUGUAUUACGGAAAGUUUAUAAAAAACGUUAGUACCUUGCUGACCCCAUUGUAUAAUUUGUUAAAGACCGGAACCAAAUUUGUUUGGAGCGCGAGUUGUCAGGAGGCGUUCAACAAGGUCAAACAAGUGCUGACUUCGAGUGAAGUUUUAGUGCACUAUUCGGGUUCUCUGCCUUUAGUUCUGACCUCAGAUGCAUCCGGGGUGGGGAUAGGUUGCGUCAUAUCGCACCUCACGCCGGAGGGUGAGCGACCGGUAGCUUACGCGUCGCGUACGCUUACUUCGGCCGAACGUGGAUACGCGCAGAUUGAUAGGGAAGCGCUAGCUUUAGUGUACGGUAUACGGAAAUUUCACCAAUAUUUAUACGGUCGUAAAUUUAUAUUGAGGACAGAUCACAAGCCGCUCACAUACAUCUUUGGCGAUAAAGUAGGCGUCCCGGUGAUGGCGGCGUCGCGAUUGCAGCGCUGGGCAAUUUUGUUGUCAGGAUAUAAUUAUGAAAUUGAAUACGUACCGUCGAGUAAAAAUUGUGCUGAUGCGUUAUCGAGGCUGCCGCAAGGAGGUCAUGAUCAGAAACAAAAUCCGGAAGUGACGUACCUUAAUUUUGUGGAAGAUUUUUUGCCUGUAACCAACGAGCAAGUUAAAUCGGCUACGUCACGUGACGUAACUUUAAGUAGGGUGUUGGCGUAUGUGCAGUCAGGCUGGCCAACAUCGUGUCAAGACGAGGAGAUCAAACCUUUCCUAUUAAGGCGCCACGAGAUGUAUGUAGACCGAGGUUGCUUAAUGUGGGGUUACCGGGUUGUGGUACCAACAAUUUUGAGGGAAGCAGUUCUAAAGCAACUUCACGUUAGUCAUAUGGGCAUAGUAAAGACUAAGGCCCUAGCUCGUAGUUACGUUUGGUGGCCCAAUAUUGACGCGGAUGUGGAAGCACUGUGUAGGCAGUGUGAGACGUGUGCCGCGGAGGCACCGGCGCCGGCGCAUGCACCUCCAAGCCCUUGGCCUUACUCGACGCACGUCUGGAGUAGGCUACACGUAGAUUUUUUGGGGCCAUUCAAGGGAAAAACGUUCUUAGUACUAAUAGAUUCGAGUUCAAAGUGGCUGGAAAUAUUUGAAAUGGCUAGGACGACCGCAGGGGCAGUGAUUACAGAACUAAGAGCAACUUUCGCUCGUUUUGGGUUGCCAAGAGAAUUAGUAUCAGACCAAGGUCCACCGUUCACAAGUAAUGAAUUCAAACAUUUCCUUGAAACGAAUGGCAUUAAACAGUCUUUUUCUCCAACAUACCAUCCAGCAUCGAACGGAGCCGCGGAAAAUGCUGUCAAAUUAUGUAAACGUGCGAUUAGCAAGGCUUUUAGAGAUCGUACCGAUGUCGACGCGGCACUGCAGACUUAUCUCAUGACAUACAGGAAUAGCAUACAUAGCACAACAGGGGAGAGUCCGGCGAUGCUUUUGCAGCGGCGCUCGUUACGUUCACGGUUAGAUUUGCUUCGCAGCGAGAGUGCGCUAGAGAAACGGGUUGGCGCGGCUCAGCAGCGGCAGGUCGAAAACGCAGGCGGUACGCAACGUCACUUUCGGCCUGGAGAUGCGGUCUGGGCUCGCGAUUAUACCGGUAAUGACAAAUGGGUUCAAGGUACGGUGCUGGGGGCCGAAGGUUCGCGGAGAUACACCUUAGAUAGCGGAAACGGUAGAUCUGUUCUUAGGCAUGUUGAUCAAAUCAGACGGAGAUCUAGGUUAUCGACUGUACCUUGCCCUGAAGAGCUUAACGAGACUAACGAGCGGUCGCCAGGGGCUGAGGACGGCGUCGCACGUUCUGGCCAGCAGGCGGAAGUGGGCGAGGGAAACGCGCAGCCUUCCCAAAAGGAGGAAGUAACAAUUGCUGAAACUAGGGAGCCAAAUGUGGCUUGUGUGCCUCCCCCACGUCCGUCUCCUCCACCACAGCGGCGAUCCCCGCUCAACCUCAGGCCUUUACCGAACAGAAUUCGAAGGCUAGAAAUAGAUUAA